AUGAAGUUUGUUAAUGGUGACAACAAGAGAAAGCUAAAACGCAAGAUGGAGGAAAUAUCAAAACCUCAUUCUUGUGCAGCUGAUUCAGAGGUGUCACUAUCUCUAACUCUAAGUCUAGGAGAACGUAGAUCUUCUUUUCCAUUCAAAUCCCUUAAAAGGGAAUACCCAUGCAAGUUUUGCAACAAGAAAUUUUUAAGUUCUCAAGCCUUAGGAGGACACCAACAUGCACAUAGACAUGAAAGGAUGCUAUCAAGAAUAGACAAAUUAGAGUUUCAAAUGGAAACUCUUGGACUACUUUCUUCUCAUCAAGUGUAUCCAUACUCAUCCAUUUCAAAUCUUCAUCAAUAUGAAAUUGACUCACCCUUUUUUCAUCAUCACAUGCAUCGCCCUAAUAUGGCUCCAUCGUGGACUCAAUUUGUUGCACCUGUAGGAUAUGCUAAUCCUUCAUUUGGUGUUGCUGGUCUUGGCAGUGCUGUCCUAAUGAAAAAUAACAAUAUUCACUAUGAUAGGAAUAACUAUCAAACUUCAUCUUCACUCCCUGAUUUAUCUCUCACCCUCUAG
Cicer arietinum (chickpea) is the source of this 561-nucleotide messenger RNA. The record is from RefSeq and is a predicted model, not a curated record. Lineage: Eukaryota; Viridiplantae; Streptophyta; Magnoliopsida; Fabales; Fabaceae.